This is a messenger RNA of Aspergillus homomorphus CBS 101889, 918 nucleotides long. RefSeq lists its product as uncharacterized. Bases 251 to 496 code for a protein of 81 amino acids. Lineage: Eukaryota; Fungi; Ascomycota; Eurotiomycetes; Eurotiales; Aspergillaceae. The transcript has a single exon. The record is from RefSeq and is a predicted model, not a curated record.
GCGCAUUCUACUCAAAUAGCGAGGGCAUGGGAAAGAAGAAACGGAAGAAGGUAGGGCAUUCGGAUGAUGAUGGUGUUUUGGGCUUCUGACAUACUGAUUGCUUUUUUUUCUCACUGCAUUAAGGACCACGUUUCGAAGAUAUCUACCCCUCUGCCUGACCGCGGUGGAAGUUACGGGGUGGGUAUGUUUGGGAUCGGGGCCAGAUAAGACGAGCAGCAGCAGCGAGCGGUACAGAAGCAAGUUUGUCGGGAUGGCAGCAAAAAGCACAAUUGCCCUGUUCGCUUUCUUUUCUUUUUCUCUGCUUCUCAUGCAUCGGUUCGAAAUUCUUUUUUCAAAGACGAGGGAUCGGAAAGGAGACGCUGACUGGGCCCGACAUGCCAAAUCCGAUGUGUCUGACCGUCCCUCGAGACUAUCUAUCAUUUCUCCGUACAUUUUUGCAUCACGGUGCUGGAUAUACCCGGCUUUAACAAUGGGACGGCGUUGGAGGAGCCAUUAAUCUAUCAAUUGUGAAAAUGGUUGUUUAUCUACCUUGGCUUUCUUUUCUUCUCUGUUGCUAUGCGCUUUCCUUUUUCUUACUUUUUUUUUCCUUUUUUACCUCUCAAAUGGCCAGUGGCUCCCUAUCCAAAGCUCUAAUGACACCGUUGCACUCGCACUCGCACAUGCACUUCGCACUCUUUGUCGUCGCAUCAGUUGGAUCGUUGGCCAUCUCCGUUCGUGUGUUCUUUGGAUCGUCUUUCUACACCAUAUUGGGGCUUUAAACCUUCUGAGCCGAAGAAAUCGGUGGACAGCGAAAACAAGGCCCGCUUUGUAUUUUCAUCUUGCGUUAUACUGUUCGAGAGGUGCCCUGCCCUCGCAACGGAUUAUCUAUUGACUGGCCGUACAGGACGUGCGUUUUUUUUUUUUUUUUUCUUUUUUUUU